AUGGACCUUGAAAAUACCCUCCACAAGUUAGUAUGCUGCCAGAUCAUCUAUAAUGAGCUCUCCAAAUUAAAAAAUUCCGAUGAUGGCAAAGAUUCCAUAGAAUUGCCAUUCAUCACCGCGACUUUGAAAAGUAAUCCAUUAAUUGGAGACUCUCUCCGGCAAUUUUAUUCAGUUUCGGAAUCAGAAAGACCUAAUAAAGACAAAACCACCACGACUUUGGCCGCUCUCAAGAUUGAUGAUCAUUACGUGCUCAAUAUUUUGAUUUCCAACAUUCAGUUGCUAUAUUUCAAGCAGAUCAAAAGCCAAGACAUGAAUGAUAAUAGUAACUUGCACAAUAAUCAGUUAUUUUCCAUCAGCAAAUCAUCAAAUGAUAAGAACGAUCUCGCUAGCAUUAGGAUCCAGUUGACCCAGCCGAUCGAUCUGAAGCUUGGGUUCGUCAGAAAUUUGAUUUAUCAGUUCAGUAAUAUCGUCAAGAAGAUGUUGUUGUACGAUAUCAAAAACCUUGAAAAAAGCUACAAGAACUUCUCGGAGGACAUCAAAUUGAUUGAAAGUGGAAAAUUCACCGAAGAAAUGCUACUUAAAGAUGAUCAAGAUUUCCGAUUAAAAAGAGGGCACAGAUCACAUACUGCUACUAAUAGUAAUAAUAAUACAUCUACCACAGGCGUACCUGAGAAUAAUAAGAGUAAUAACAACAACAGCAACAACAACAACAACAACAACAACAAUAAUAAUAAUAAUAACAAUAACAACAACAACAACAACAACAACAACAACAACAAUAACAACAACAAUAAUAAUAAUAAUAAUAAUAAUAAUAAUAACAACAACAACAACAACAACAACAACAACAACAACAACAACAACAACAACAACAACAACAACAAUAAUAAUAAUAAUAAUAAUAUUCCUAGGAAUAUUAAACCUGAACCGGUAAAGGUUGCCGAUGAACAAUCAAUAGCUCCAAAGAAAAUGGGACCAGAACCUGAAAACCAGAACCUCAAAAACUUGUCAAAAGAUGAAAAAUUUCAAACAGCUAAAAACAUAUUGCUACACAAACACAACAUUAAAAGCGGGGAUGAUAUUAAUGAACAAAUCAAACAGCUACAAGAAAAGGUUAAAAGAGAAGUAUCUCAAGAAUCGUUGACAAAAAACCACCAGGAACAACCUAGCAAGGAAACAAUUAACAAAGUACUAACUAUGGAUUCAACUCUUGAUCGCCCCACUUCCACCACGCCUGGGGUGGCUCCAUUUCUGGGUUCUACCUCCAAAAAUAUCAAAUCGACAACUACUCCACCAGCACAACCAAAGUUAAAUAUCCCAUUGAUUAAUACUGGUUUUAAAAAAAGCAUUCAAAGUAUUAACCCUGCCAACAGCGCACUUCUUGAAACUUUGAAGAACAGACUCCUCAAUAACAAUAACAAAACCAGUAUGGACCUUAAUAGGGAACGAGACCUUGCUUUGACUAAAGAAAUUCUUGAAUCACGAAGAUCAAUAAUGCAAAAUAAUGCCAACAGCAACAAAGUGGUAAAUCCUGCUCCCCAGACCGUUUCUCAAGUUAAUGAGGCAAAGUCUCCUGAACCUAUUCCAGAAACUUCAGUAAAUGAGAGCAAAGCCCAAGAGAAGAUUUUAAUUGGAGCUGAUGAUGUUGCUCAUGAGAAGAAGGAUUUGCAAACCACUAGACCAGAUGUAAAGAAUGAUUUGGAGAAGAAGGAUGGAAAUCUACAGGCGGAAAAUGGUCAAGGAGAGUUAGCAAGUGAAGGAAAACCAGAGAAUGAAAAGAAUAAUGAAGAAAAGUCUGUCGAAAUUUCGAAAAGCCCUGUCAUGGAAGCUGCUGGAGAUAAUGCUGAAAUUUCCAACCAGAAGAAAGUACUGAGUGAUGAAAGUAAUAAAGAUAUAAAGCAUAAGGAGAAGAAUCUUCUUGAGGUAUUAGAGAAGAAUUCGCAUAAAUCAGAGGGUAAAAAUGCUGAUAAUGUGGUCGAACCAGAAAUAAAUGUUCAAAAAAAGGAAGGUGGUGAAGACAAGAAGGUUAAAGAGGAAGAAGAUGAUGAUCUAUCUAGAAGAAGAACCAGAAGUAAACCAGAUCAAAGUUUGGAAGAGAAAAAUUCCUCGAAUGAUAAACUCAAUGAUGACCAGGAAGUAGAACAGGAAUCUUCUGAACUUGAAAAUGAAACAGACGGAGAAUCAGAAAAAAAAAUCGAACAUAAAAAGGACCAAGAAAAUAAUGAUGAGGAUAAGGAUGGGAAAGUGAAAUUAGAAAACGAAAAUGAAAAUGAAAAAGGACAAGAAGAAGUUAUAGUUAAAGACGAGGAGGAAGAUAAGACGGUAACUUCAGAGGAGGAAGGUAGAAAUUCAAGAGAAGGGAUAUCUACUGGAGAUAAGCGAAAAUGGCGUAGCUCGUCGGGAUCGCGCACACGCCAAGCCAAGAAGAUUAAAACUACCAAAGAUUCACCUGCUGCAACAGGAUCGGCACCCCAGACAAUUAACAAGAAAUUCGUGGCGGUGUCUCUACAACUUCUUGCCAAUAUUUCUUCGUUCAAAUUUUCAUCACCGUUCCUAGUUCCUGUCAAUGAAAACGAUGCGCCAAAUUAUUAUUCUGUGAUUUAUGAACCAAGCGAUAUCAAAACUAUUAAGGCCAGGAUUAAGAGUGGAGAAAUCACCACUCAUUUGCAACUUGAGCGGGCGUUGAUGUUGAUGUUUGCGAACUCAGUAAUGUAUAACAGAAGUAACACCGAGAUGAAUAGAUGGGCUUGCGAAAUGCAAGAAGAGACGUCAAAAGUCAUUAACCUAUUUACCGAGGCAGAAAGGGAUGCUCAGAGCUGA
Saccharomycopsis crataegensis is the source of this 2820-nucleotide messenger RNA. RefSeq lists its product as uncharacterized. The coding region runs from base 1 to 2820 and encodes 939 amino acids. Gene Ontology annotation, molecular function: protein binding. The transcript has a single exon. Gene Ontology annotation, cellular component: NuA4 histone acetyltransferase complex. Lineage: Eukaryota; Fungi; Ascomycota; Saccharomycetes; Ascoideales; Saccharomycopsidaceae. The record is from RefSeq and is a predicted model, not a curated record.